GAUACCGCAGCGAGGGGUCUGAAGGUGCCGAGUGCUCUGGGAGCUUGGGUCUGGGUAGGAACUCGAUGUUAAGAGAGUGAGAGCUGGGAGGUGGGCAGGACUCACCAAGGAGCUGCAAACCAAAACAAGAAAUCUAGGCAGCAAAAGGAAAGAAAGGGUGAGCUUGAGCCAAGAUAUCGAGCCAAGUGGAACUGGAGGAAAUGUCAUCAUUGGUAAAGGAGGACUUGGAGAAGAAACUGUUUAAGCCGCUCUCGCAGAAUCUGUAUGAGUUUAUCGAAAUAGAGUUCUCGGUCCAGGACAGAUAUUACCUCUGUGUGUCAGUGACCAAAAAUGAAGAAGUAAAAAUAAUUAUGGUGAAACACUACAGAAUAGGCUUAGAUGAAAAAUAUGAAGUAACCAAAAAGUGGUCUUUGAAUGAUCUGCAGAUGAUUGAUGGAAAAGAAGCAGAUACCGACAACCCAUUUUUUGAUCUGCACUUCAAGAAAGUGUACCGUUUGGAAGCAUAUAGUUGUGCUUCUAAAUAUGCCUUUGCUCGAACUAUAAAUAAGCUGAAUCAUGCAUAUCUUAAGAAGGACUUACAGAUUGUGAACUUUGACUCGACUUACAUUAACGAUGAUUCUGUGUGGUCCUCCAACAACAAGGAUUGCUUGGUUCUCAUGAGAAUAUGCUUUUAUGCCUUCAAUCUGCUGUGCCUGUCCCUGUGUCCCCUGCCACUGUGAAGAUGCAGACCCUUUUUUUCAUCAGUAUCCUAUAAAAUGGUUCCCUAAGUAAAUAUUGGUAAUCAUGAUUUUGUUUUUUCUUUCUUCAUUAGUGACUGUUAUUUAUAUGAAAAUAAAACAAUGCUUUGUGAAUUGCAGUAAAAUGUGUUUUAAUAAAAUCAUUCGACAUUUGGAACUUUUGCCUAUGUGUUCCUUGGUAACUUUGGAAGGAGUCGAAUGGUUUUGCUUAAAUU
Molecule: messenger RNA, 952 nt
Organism: Artibeus jamaicensis (Jamaican fruit-eating bat)
Lineage: Eukaryota; Metazoa; Chordata; Mammalia; Chiroptera; Phyllostomidae
Gene: EXOC1L
Product: exocyst complex component 1 like
Exons: 3
Coding region: 201-719 (172 amino acids)
Source: RefSeq, a predicted model, not a curated record